AUGAAAAAUAGUGAUCAACCAUCUUUAUUCAAUUUUGGUGUAAAAAAAAUUAAAAAUAAUGAAGAAACUGAAACUUCUAAUAAUAUAAAUGAUGCAAAAAAGUACGAGUUAUUAAAAAAUCCAUGGACACCGCCCAAAAAUUACCAAUUUCCCAUCGAACAACAAAGGCGGCUGAAAUUUCAAUUCGAUUGGUUAAUCCGUUUUCCUUGGCUUGUUUACUCCGAAAAAGUGCAAGGUGCCCUGUGUAAAUGCUGUGUACUAUUUGCCAAUAACAGUGUUGGUAAAAGGAUCCAUCAUAAAUUAGGUGCUUUGAUUAUAAAACCUUUUACAAAAUGGAAGGAUGCCAUUGAACGUUUUAAUCGUCAUUCAAACUCUGAGUAUCAUAAGCUUUCAAUCAUUCGCUCUGAAGAAUUUAUUAAAGUAAUGGAAAACAAAAAAAAUAAUAUUGCAAAUGAGAUAGAUAUUUCACGAAAAAAACAAGUCAUUGAAAAUCGAUCUAUUCUUCGUCUAAUAAUUGAAACCUUAAUUUUAUGUGGAAAACAAAAUAUUGCUUUAAGAGGUAAUAAUGACAGUGGAAAAAUAUAUGAUGAAAGUAUAGAAACAAAUGACGGGAAUUUUAGAUCUUUAUUAAGAUUUAAAUCAUUGACUGAUCCUAUUUUAGACAAACAUUUAAAAAACGCAACUUCUUUUGCAUCUUACACGAGUCCUAAUGUUCAAAAUGAAAUCAUUACUAUUUGUGUAGACGAAACACAAGACGUAUCUCGGUUAGAACAAAUGUCUUUUUGUGUACGAUACGUUGACGGUGUGUCAAACUGUAUUAUGGAAGAUUUUCUUGAAUUUUCAAUUGUUCAUGAUAUGACUGGUAAAGGAUUAUCUACUUCUAUACUUCAGUUGCUAGAGAAAUUCGGACUCGAAAAAAAAUUUCUUGUAGGACAAGGUUAUGAUGGUGCUGCAUCGAUGAGUGGGCAGUUCAAUGGCGUCCAACAAUACAUCAGAGAGGCUGUUCCACAUGCGCUUUUUGUGCAUUGCGCUUCUCAUUCUUUGAAUUUGGCUGUAGGAAGUUCAUGUAAAAUCGUAUCAAUUAGAAACUGUAUUGGAACUGUAUCUUCAGUAAUAACAUUUUUCCGAGCUUCAUCGCAAAGAACAAAAACACUGAUUGAAUCUUUACAUGUGAUUGAGAAGUUUUUUUCUUUAACUUUACCACUAUCUAUAGCACUACAAAAAGUAAAUAUUGAUUUGUCAUAUUGUUAUGAGCGAGUAACAGAUGUAUGUCAAAUAUUUAAAGAAAUUCGAGAAAAUGGCGAUGAUGAGUUUAAACAAAUAUUUUCUAAUGUAGAAGAGUCUAUGUUAGAAGGAAUUAUUGAGGUACCAAGAACUGUAGGUCGACAAACUGCACAAAUUAAAAUAUGGCUAGCUAAAUGGAAAAAUGUAUCUGAUAGAGACCGUCCAACUACAUCAUUGACUACUUUGUCUGCAAUGUCUUAUGAUUUUUUCCCAAACAUUCACAGUCUUUUGACAAUUUUGGCCACAUUACCUGUUACAACUGCUACUGCUGAACGGUCAUUCUCAACUCUACGGAGACUUAAAACAUACUUACGAAACAAUAUGGGAGAAACGAGACUUACUGGAUUGGCUUUACUAAACAUAUACCGAAAUGUUGAUUUAAAUGUAGAAGAAAUUAUCGAUAGAUUUGCAAUGUUACCACGAAAAUGGGAUUUUAUACUUUAG
Messenger RNA from Melanaphis sacchari, 1728 nucleotides. Its product is annotated as zinc finger MYM-type protein 1-like. Lineage: Eukaryota; Metazoa; Arthropoda; Insecta; Hemiptera; Aphididae. The transcript is spliced from 6 exons. Gene Ontology annotation, molecular function: protein dimerization activity. Bases 1 to 1728 code for a protein of 575 amino acids. The record is from RefSeq and is a predicted model, not a curated record.